CUUUGGCCCAGAGGACCCCGCAGGCCUUGAGAUUAGCGGAUCCGGCCGGGCCCCAGCAGACCAUGCCCGGCUUCCCAACAACUGGGCGCAACGGCCUCCAGUCUCCGCCUUGGGGCCUUGCGCGCUGACCCCGUCGUGGCCAUCCUAAGCCUCGGACCCCCGAGCCCAUGGCCCAGGCGAGCGCGCUGGGACUCAGCCCUGCCUCCCAGGCGCUGCAGCCCGCACAGCCCCAGGCCCCGGGGGCGCACGCUUUGGCGUCCUCCUCUCCUUUUUCCUCCUCCGUGGAGGUGCCCCUGGACGGUAGGGCCAGCCUGAGCGCGCCCCCGCCCCCAGCCCCUCCUCUUCCUCCCGCCUCCCCCUCCUCCCCUGCGCCCCCUCCCCCAGCUCCUCCUGCCCUCUCGGGCGGCUGCACCGCCACCAACAGUGGCGGCGGCGGCGACAGCGGCAAAGGCCACAGCAGGGACGUCGUCCUCCGGAGGGACCUCGCCGCCACGGCCCCCGCCGAGGCCAUGCACGGGGUGCCGCCCGCCGGGGAGCAGCGGCCGGACCCCGGCUCCCCGCAGCCGCCGGCCCCGCCUCCCCACCCGGCCGGCCUGGGCAUGGGCAUGGGCAUGUUCAUCUCGGCCAGCGGCACCUACGCGGGCCCGGACGGCGACGCGGGGGGCCCCGCGCUCUUCCCGGCCACGCUGCACGACGCGGCCGGAGCCCCCGGCCCGCACCCGCAGCCCCCCAUGAACGGCCAGAUGCGCCUGGGACUCGCGGCGGCUGCGGUGGCCGCGGCGGCCGAGCUGUACGGCCGCUCCGAGCCGCCCUUCGCGCCGCGCUCCGGGGACGCGCACUUCGGGGCGGUGGCCGCGGCCCUGCACGGCUACGGGGCGGUGAACUUAAACCUGAACCUGGCAGCGGCGGCUGCUGCGGCUGCGGCGGCGGCAGCGGCAGCGGCAGGGCCGCCGGGACCUCACCUGCAGCAGCAGCACCACGCGCCGUCGUCCCCGGCCCCGCACCAUCCCCGCCUCCCGGGGGCGGCCGCGGCCUUCCUGCGUUACAUGCGGCAGCCAAUCAAGCAGGAGCUGAUCUGCAAGUGGAUCGACGACCCCUACGGGCCGGCCCGGCUGUCCCCGCCGCCGCCGCCGCCUCCGGGGCCGUGCCAACCCUGCUCCAAGACUUUCGCCACCAUGCACGAGCUCGUGACGCACGUCACGGUGGAGCACGUGGGCGGCCCCGAGCAGAGCACCCACGUCUGCUUCUGGGAGGACUGUCCGCGCCAGGGCAAGCCCUUCAAGGCCAAGUACAAGCUCAUCAACCACAUCCGCGUGCACACGGGCGAGAAGCCCUUCCCCUGCCCUUUCCCCGGCUGCGGCAAGGUCUUCGCGCGCUCCGAGAACCUCAAGAUCCAUAAGCGCACUCAUACAGGGGAAAAACCUUUCAAAUGUGAAUUUGAUGGCUGUGACAGGAAAUUCGCCAAUAGCAGCGACCGAAAGAAACAUUCCCACGUGCAUACCAGCGACAAGCCUUACUACUGCAAGAUCCGAGGCUGUGACAAGUCCUAUACACAUCCCAGCUCGCUGCGCAAGCACAUGAAAGUGCAUUGCAAGUCGCCACCACCUUCUCCAGGAGCCCUGGGCUACCCUGUGGUGGGCACACCCAUGGGGGCACCCCUUUCUCCAGGUCUGGACCCCACCAGGAGUCACUCCAGCACGCUGUCCCCUCAGGUGACCAACCUCAACGAGUGGUACGUUUGCCAGGCCAGUGGGGCCCACAGCCACCUCUACCCACCGUCAAGCGGUGGAACCACGUCUGAGUCUGAAGAUGAUGAGAUGUACGAAAACCCAGCUGAAGUGGUCCGGACAGUCCAUUAGAAUUUCUGGGUAAAGUGAUGUUCGGGACACAGACAAGUGCUUGGAACUCUCCUGACCCAAGACAAUGCUCUCAUGAACCCUAUUUAUUCAAUAUGAAACCCUAUGGUGUUUGUACAUUUUAAUUAAUUUAAUGAAGAGAUUUGGGCUCUUUUUAUUAUUAUUAUUAUUGUUGUUGUUCUUAGCCAAGAAAUGUAAAACACCCAAUAAAAGCUGGACUUUCGAGGUGGGGGACAGGCAUUGUGUUAAGGAAAAAGAAUGAAAAGAGGAUUUGUUUCUGAAGACCAGCACUGUCUGCUUCUUAAGGUGAAGCCCUGCACCAGGCCAGCCCCUUCCCUGAGUUUCCUGCACUGCCUCCAAGGCCUGUGCCACAGGAUCAGUCUGCCCCAGAGCCACCUCAACUCCUCCUGGGACCCUGGUUCUGCAAAGGCCUCUUGAUUGUAAACCACACACUUGCUGCAUUCAUCGUCAACAGAUCUGGGACUGGACCCAUGUCCGAAUGUGUUUCUAAAGCCCUUUCCGUUCAGAUACUUGCAAUGUUAUAAAUUUCCACUCUUUUAUUACCAAUCUUCCCCUCCGCAUAACACUAUUUUUAUACAGGAUGAUUUCUUCAGUGCCCUGCUUAGAUUAUGAAAAGAAAAAAGAUUUUGUCAGCUACCUUGGUCCAUCUCCAGGCGGGGUGCUACUGAGAUUGUUGGGAAAGAGGUGGAGAAGGACGAGAAAAGUCCUUGCAAAAGACAUUGACAUUUCUAACAUGGAAGACCCCCUCCACCUGGCUUUAUUCUUCUAGCCAUUGUUUGUGGGGGUUUUUGGUUUUGCUUUUUUUUUUUCAGCCGUUUUUUAAAUUUUAAUCUGAAUUCCCAGGUGCCGGCUCUUUCACUGUGUUCAAAUUUCUUGUGUAAUAAGAGAUUAUAUUUUAGAUCCUAAAUUCUUGGGGUUGCCAAAACCAACAGGCCCAUCCAAGGGAGUGAUGAGAUGUUGGCCUUUUGCCUGUUCUC
Suncus etruscus (white-toothed pygmy shrew) is the source of this 2854-nucleotide messenger RNA. It is a transcript of the gene ZIC5, whose product is annotated as Zic family member 5. Bases 168 to 1859 code for a protein of 563 amino acids. Gene Ontology annotation, biological process: regulation of transcription by RNA polymerase II; central nervous system development. Lineage: Eukaryota; Metazoa; Chordata; Mammalia; Eulipotyphla; Soricidae. The record is from RefSeq and is a predicted model, not a curated record. The transcript is spliced from 3 exons. Gene Ontology annotation, cellular component: nucleus. Gene Ontology annotation, molecular function: DNA-binding transcription factor activity, RNA polymerase II-specific; RNA polymerase II cis-regulatory region sequence-specific DNA binding.